This is a messenger RNA of Tilletiopsis washingtonensis, 1256 nucleotides long. RefSeq lists its product as hypothetical. The record is from RefSeq and is a predicted model, not a curated record. The transcript has a single exon. NCBI's taxonomy places the organism in Eukaryota, Fungi, Basidiomycota, Exobasidiomycetes, Entylomatales. Bases 405 to 1100 code for a protein of 231 amino acids.
CGGUGCGCCCGGCCGAGCCGAAGCGCCGGCGGGCCGUGCAAGACGGGUGAAGUGCCUCCUCUCGCAGCCGAGCGCAGCGACGCGUCCGCGUGACGCAGAACUGCUGCUCCUCUCUCUCGCGUCUCCGCCGUCCUCGAUGGUGUGGAGCGGUGUCGCACCCAGCCCCGCACGGCGCUGCGCCCAGGCUACGCAGCGUGGCACAUGGCCGUGCGAAAUAGCGCCUUGCGCCCUCGCCUGCUUGCUCCCAGAGCUGCGGCGCCACCGUCAGCCUGCCGCGGCGACUGCGGUGGGAUCGAUGUCGCUCGAGGCGAGGUGGCAAAUCGACGCGGCCUCUCCGCGCGCUCUUGCUCGGUCCGGGGUCUCUCUGUCGCCCCGUUCGCCCGCCAUGGGGCCGAGCACCGUCGAUGCCCGUCCGCUACAAACUGGUGCUGCAUGCGACGACCUGGGGCCCCACCACUCCGCCGCAUUCUCGCCGAGCAGGCUGGCGAGCGACCUGCGUCUGCGGAGGCGGGAGCGCAUCGUGUGCGGGCUGUGCGAGAGAUCCGCCGUGCUGCUCGGCUGCCGACGUGCCGCUGCCAAGGGAAACGCGACAGGGUGCUGGGGUCGGUGGCGGCGCCGUGCGUGCAACACGCGGCGCCAUGCCCCACGGGGUCUCCCCGCGCUCGCGGUGGAAGGGAUUAUGCCUCGGCACGACUAGGUGCUGUCUGCAUGCUGCAUGCAGCGUAUGCUGCCGAGCCUCCGCCUUGCCCUCGCAGCGGCCCUUGACAGCGUCAUGUCACGCGAUUGGGGUGGGAAAAGCGUGUGCACUCGGCGAGACGCCCCGAUGCUCUGCGUGCGCCGCUCGCCCACGCCGCUCUUCCCGCUGCACGCUGCCACUCCGCCUGACAUGCCGCAGCUCUUCCGCAUACCGCGCCUGCAGGGUGCAGCGAGCAGGUGUCGCUUCCAGCUUGGCUCCCUUGACCUGUCCGCGUCGAGGCGGUGCCGCGCUCGGCAAGAUUCGCAGCUCCGUGCCGCCGCUGCUCCCGUCAUGCGUCGAGGGUGGGGUAGGCCCGAUGCGCGUCCUCAAAUUCAGCACGGCUGCCUUGGCUGUCAGCACGUAGCUGCCGCAGAGGUGCACGCAUGGAUGGAACGCCACCUCGACCCUGACUCGUCCCCACAGCGACACUGCCGCUCCGAGCUCAGACGACGUCGGAGAGGCAGACGGACGCAUUGCAGAUCUUAGCUCAGACGGCUGCUCCCUGGCGUCGGGCCGACGC